Drosophila rhopaloa is the source of this 3006-nucleotide messenger RNA. Its product is annotated as zinc finger protein 271. Gene Ontology annotation, cellular component: nucleus. Bases 95 to 2908 code for a protein of 937 amino acids. NCBI's taxonomy places the organism in Eukaryota, Metazoa, Arthropoda, Insecta, Diptera, Drosophilidae. The transcript is spliced from 6 exons. Gene Ontology annotation, molecular function: DNA-binding transcription factor activity, RNA polymerase II-specific; zinc ion binding; RNA polymerase II transcription regulatory region sequence-specific DNA binding. Gene Ontology annotation, biological process: regulation of transcription by RNA polymerase II. The record is from RefSeq and is a predicted model, not a curated record.
CAACACUGUUGUCUCAGCUGUUUAUUUGGCAGUUUUUAUCAGACACUUUUCGCUAUUGGAUUUAUCAAAGUUUAAACGAAAUAAAUGUUUAAACAUGACUCGGACAUGUAGGAUAUGUGGCGGCGACGACGGUCGCUACUGGAUUGAAACGCCGGUGGAGAAAUACGCGGAGAAGACCUUCGGCCAGCUGCUGCUCGAGUUAACGCGGAUAGAGGUGGCCAUGGCGCAGGCGGAGAAGUUCCCCCAGUGGCUGUGCAUUGGAUGUGCCGAGAAGUUAGAGAGCACUUACGAUUUUGUGCUGCAGGCGCGGCAGACGCACGAACUCUGGCUGCAAAAACUAGAAAACUCUGUAGAUCGGAUGGACGACAUGGAAGGACCAGAGGCCUUGGAGUGCCUCCGCGAAACACCAAUCCACCUGUUCGAAAUAGAAGGCGUGACCAUCAAGACCGAGGAGCUGGCUCCCACGCACCUGGUGACUAAGGCUGAUCCUCUAGUGCGCUCGCGCUUUGUCAAACGGAGCAUUGUGCACUUUAGCGACUCGGAUGAUGACCAGGACGAUGUGCCCCUGCGUCAGCGAAAGAAAACUAGUUCACUCUGCGCCUCUGAACCGCCAAGGCAAAACGUUUGCGAACUGUGCAACAAGGCCUUUAGAUAUGUCACCAAUCUGUAUCGGCACAAGCAGAGGGAUCACGGCCUUCCUUGCAAAAACGGAGAAGACUUUGAUGAUAACUAUUACAAGUGCGACCAGUGCGACAAGUCCUACAUAUACGUGAUGGCGCUUGUAAAGCACAAACACAAAGAGCAUGGAGCUAGUCUGUUGCCCACCAAGAUGUCCAGGAGAAAGUUACCCGGAAGGCCAACGGCAUUGCCCGAGGAUGGCUGCCCAACUAGUCCAGCCUCCACCUCUGGAAACUCCACUCAUCGAAGCAGGACCAAUAACGACACCCUCGUGCACAGCAUUAUCAAAGCAGUAGAACUCUCGGAUGAAGACGGGAACAGCAACGUGGAUAAUUACUACAAAUGCGAUAGCUGCAGCAAAAGCUAUAAGUACAUCGUGAGCUUGAUCAAGCACAAACAUAAGGAGCAUUCGGACAAACAGACGGACAAGCAUUCGGAGACAGAGGACGAUCAGCCACUGCCCUCGACCUCCUCCGCGGCAGUUGCCCGAGCCGCCAAACCAUCGAGGAUUAACCGACGAGUCGAUGGCUUCGAUUACCAUCGAUGCGAGCCUAAUGGCGCCAAGGAAAUUAAAUGUAUGAUAUGUUUGCGACGCUUCACCAAAUUGCGAGAGCUCAGGGAUCACUUGCAGAAGCAUCCCACUGACUUCGAUUUUGAGGCGCAUGGCGAGCCCAUUGAGCGCAUUGCGGAAGGUUUUUUUAAGACAGCCGUGGAGUCCACGACGGAGGGUUUGAAGCGGAGGAUCUUUCGAGAUCUCAGGAUGGGUGUUUAUGGACGCUACUAUUCUAUAACAAAUCAAGCUCGUUAUGAAAUGACACUAGACAGCUCUGAUACGGACAGCGAUGGCGAGAGUGAGGAGGAUGUCGUUAUCCGGCGAAGCUAUUCCUGCGAGCUAUGCGACUCCCCGGAGACCAGGUGGCCGCGCAAGUAUCUACUGCACCAGCACCACCGGAAGGAGCACACCUGGCUGGAUGCGCCGCAUGUCUGCCAGCGCUGUGACUCGCGGUUCCUCAGUGUUAGGUUGCUGGAGCACCACACAAGCCAGCUGUGCCAGAACACUCUGAAGCGAUUCAUGUGCGACAAAUGCCCUCAACGUUUCUUUUGGCGCCGGAAUCUUCGUGCCCAUCUCGUCGAGCACAAAAGCAAGCAAGAGACCUACCCGUGCGAUCUGUGCUCCCGCAGCUUUCAAGACAAAAGCGCCGUGACCAAACACAAGCUAAUGAUACACCGGGAUAGCAACAUGCAGCUCUUUCCCUGCCGCUGGUGCACACGGACCUUCUACCGCCCUGCCCUGCUGUUCAAGCACCUACAGCGGCACGGAUUUACUGGCCAUGACCUGCCGCUGGCUGAAACUUUGCUGGCUGAUGCGUCAAAACCGGCAGGGCCGAAGAGCAUCCAGUGCAGGAUGUGUGAGAUCAAGUUCAUAAGCGUGGCGGAUUUGCGCCGGCACAUAUCCAUGCAGGGACACAGCGAUCAGCCUUCAGCCUACAUGAUCAGCACUGCAGCUGGAUUUGAGCUGCUUCUUGAGGAUACGGACGACAGUGAUGAGGAAAGCUCUAAUAGAUCGUACACCUGCGACCUAUGUGAUAUGAUCUUCCGGCGCCGACGAGAGUUGAGUGAACACCAGUACUCGCUUCAUUGUUUCGACAAGCUUCCUUAUUCCUGCGACCACUGCAUUUUCAAGACUGUGGAUAAAUACAUGCUGGAUCAACACCUUCGCACCCAAUGUUUGAACAACGAGAAAAAGUUUGUCUGCUCGCGCUGUGGCUACAAGUUCAUGUGGGAGGAGAACCUAACCCAGCACCUGGCCACCCAGCAUCCCAAGCAACCUACAGUCUUAGAGCAGCAGCCACCGCUUAGGAGGAAGAGACGCUUCCGCUACCCGUGUCCCCACUGCUGGCGGUCCUUCGUUGUGGAGCCAAGCCUGCAGAAGCACAUAAGGGACAUGCACCUGGCCAAAAAAAACCCAGUCAAGAAGUACCUUUGCUCCCUAUGCGGCCUGGAGUCGCUGACGCCCAACAAACUAAGCAUCCAUAUGCGGCGUCACAUGGGCGAGAAACCCUUCAAAUGCGAUCUCUGCGACAUGCGCUUCACGGUACACUAUGAGCUUAAGGUGCACCACCGGAGACACACCGGCGAGCGGCCCUACCAGUGCAACUUUUGCUCCAAGGACUUCGCAAGGCAGGACAAGCUGAAGCGGCACGUCCUAACCCACAACGUCAAAUCGUAGGAUAAUGAUUCGAGGACUAACUGAUAAAUAAUGAAUAAUUCUAGGGUAAUUUUCAUUAAGAUCUAAGUCUGUUGAAAGGACAUUACAUACACAUUUUA